Sardina pilchardus (European sardine) is the source of this 1592-nucleotide messenger RNA. It is a transcript of the gene tmprss5, whose product is annotated as transmembrane serine protease 5. Gene Ontology annotation, cellular component: membrane. Lineage: Eukaryota; Metazoa; Chordata; Actinopteri; Clupeiformes; Clupeidae. Gene Ontology annotation, biological process: proteolysis. The transcript has 10 exons. Bases 1 to 1368 code for a protein of 455 amino acids. The record is from RefSeq and is a predicted model, not a curated record. Gene Ontology annotation, molecular function: serine-type endopeptidase activity.
AUGAGCAUCAUCAGUAUCAGCACGCACGGGACUCGCCCGCUAACCAGAACUCGUUCCUCUGCCUCAGUGUUCCGGCCGCCGUCUGGGAGCGUGGCGGUUCAGAGGCUCGCCCGGUUCCUGGUGGCGCUGUGUGUCCUCGGCCUGUUGGGGGGAGUGGCCGUGGGAGUGUGGCACCUCGUGAAGCUGCUUUUGAAGCCUACCUCCUCUCAGAGCCCAGCUGGGUUUGGGGACACCAAAGAGACGUCCUUCUGUAAUGUGACAGAUGACAUUUCUGUGACAGACCCGCGGAAAGUUUUUUACAGGAUCAGUUCAGAGAACUCGCUGCUGGAGAUCCAACUGGAGAGGCUGCCCACGUGGCUGCCCGUCUGCUACGAGCGCUGGAACUCCUCACUGGGCACGCUCGUGUGCCGACAGCUGGGCUACUUCAGUUUAACCAAACAUAAAGGAGUCAAUUUAACUGACAUUGGACCAAACUACACAGAUGGGUUUGUUCAGAUUGCCUCUGAACAACAGGCCAGCCUGGAGAGCUUAUGGCAGUUUAGGGGAAGCUGCAGUACUGGGAAGGUUAUAGCUUUGAAGUGUUUUGAGUGUGGCACGAGAGCGAAGCUGCCCCGCAUCAUCGGGGGCGUGGAGGCGACGCUGGGCAGGUGGCCGUGGCAGGUGAGCCUCUACUACAGCAAUCGACACACCUGUGGAGGAUCCAUCAUCACCGGCCAGUGGAUCGUCACCGCGGCACACUGCGUGCACAACUACAGACUACCUCAGGUGUCCAGCUGGGUGGUGUAUGCCGGGAUUGUGACCCGCAACUCAGCCAAGAUGGCGGAGUACACUGGCCACGCCGUGGAGAAGAUCAUCUACAACAGGAACUACAACCACCGGACGCACGACAAUGACAUCGCGCUCAUGAAACUCAAGACGCCUCUCAAUUUCUCAGACACCAUCAGACCAGUGUGUCUGCCCAAGUACGACUUCGACCUCUCCGGAGGAACUCAGUGCUGGAUCUCUGGCUGGGGAUACACUCAGCCUGACGAUGUUCAUAUCCCAGACACUCUGAAGGAGGCCCCAGUGCCUCUCAUCAGCACCAAGAAGUGCAACAGCUCCUGCAUGUACAACGGAGAGAUCACUCCCAGGAUGCUCUGUGCUGGCUAUACAGAGGGCAAAGUGGACGCAUGCCAGGGGGACAGUGGCGGUCCGCUGGUGUGUCAGGACGACGGUGUGUGGCGGCUGGUGGGUGUGGUGAGCUGGGGAACGGGCUGCGCCGAACCCAACCACCCCGGCGUCUACACCAAAGUAGCCGAGUUCCUGGGCUGGAUCUACGACAUGAUCGAGGUGAGAGACCACUGCUUAGCACGCAGUUACAUCCAGUAAACAUCUGUCCAUAGAAAACACACAGGCAGUAAACAUCUGUCCUUAGAAAACAUAUGCAGUAUUAGCAUCUGUCCAUAGAAAACAUAUAUCCCAUCCAGUCAUCUUCUGUCUCACUUGCAUAGCUGGCAUAGCUGUAGUAUGAAGAGGUGUAUUGGGACAUGUAUGACUGACAUGUUGAAUUCAAAUUAAAAGUACACUAAAAUGCUUCAAUAUAUUGUUAUGUU